Messenger RNA from Gambusia affinis (western mosquitofish), 9870 nucleotides. Its product is annotated as SH3 and multiple ankyrin repeat domains protein 1-like. The record is from RefSeq and is a predicted model, not a curated record. Gene Ontology annotation, molecular function: ionotropic glutamate receptor binding; synaptic receptor adaptor activity. NCBI's taxonomy places the organism in Eukaryota, Metazoa, Chordata, Actinopteri, Cyprinodontiformes, Poeciliidae. Bases 426 to 7457 code for a protein of 2343 amino acids. The transcript is spliced from 29 exons. Gene Ontology annotation, cellular component: postsynaptic membrane; dendritic spine; postsynaptic density.
AGGACAUGUCCGGGAAAAAGAGGACGUCUGGUCACCCUAGUUCUACCAAAAUAUUAAUCAUUUCCGAUUUUAGAGAAUUUAGUUCAGUAGUAAAACUUUCUUUUAUGAUGUUUUCAUAACGUAUUCAGCUCUACCGGAGUUCAGAGCUGUUGUUUAUUUUUUCUUUAAUCGCAGAUCUGAGUUUCUGCUGCUGGGAAAUAAAUUCUUUAACCGCAUUGGAUUUAAAAAUAAAGACGAUCCUGCUCCCGUUUUUCCCUCUUUUUGUGUUUCAUCAAGACGAAGGUUGAGGACCGGGAAGGAGCGCUGCGACCCGACCAAAAGCAUGUUCCCACGGACGGAGCCACUCUCAUGGGACAGCCAUGUUUUGUCCCCAUGACAGCUAGAUCACUCAGCCCUCUCUGCAGUGACCACCUGCACAGCAAAGGAUGCUGGAAAAUAAUGAGCAUUUUUAUUCCAGUCAGGAUGACAAAGAUGGGGAGGAUGAGGAGGAAGAAGAAGAGCAAAGGCGAGGAAGUGACGAAGGCCGGUGGAGCAGGGAGAACGGAGGACUAGAAGGACUGGGGGGGAAGGAAAUGAUCAGCGGACGCCAGGCCUGGGAAGGGAAGGGCGGUGAGGCGGUGAAACCGGCAGCCAUUGUGGUCGGCAGACAGAGAAUGGACCGACCGCUGAGACCCGGUAACCUGGACAACCGGGGCAUUGCCCACAUGUCCAAUCAGACACAAAUGCACCACCACGCCGCCAACAAGCUGCAGCAGCAACAUCUGAUAGCGGCAAAACGGCGAGCACUGAUGGAGCGCAGCAUGACCGCCAUAGCACCACAUGAGGACACCUUCCUCACUAUGAUGGUGUUCCGCAUAGGGAUCCCUGACAUCAAACAGACACGGUGCCUCCAGUUUGACCAGGACUGCACCGUGUGGAGUGCCAAGCAGCAGAUUGUUUGUUCGCUUGGCGAGUCCCUGUGGGACGUCUACAACUACGGACUCUUCCAGCCAGCUGGAGAAGGACGAGAUGCCAAAUUCCUGGAGGAGGAGCGCCCCCUACGGGACUAUGCACGCACCUUUGAGAAAGGGGUUCCCUACCUCGAGUUUCGGUAUAAAACCAGAGUUUACAAACAGACCAACCUGGAUGAGAAGGCUCUGGCUAAGCUCAGCACCAAGGCCAGCCAGAAGAAGUUUCUGGAAUACGUCCAGACUGGAGCGAUGGAAAAAAUGGCAAAAGUUCUGGAAAAAGGUCUGGAUCCAAAUUUUCAUGACCCUGACAGUGGAGAGACGCCGCUGUCGGUGGCGGUGCAGUCCGGCCUGCCGGUGGACGGCGUCCGGCUGCUGGUUCUGGGCGGGGCCCACAUGGACUUCAGGAGCCGCGACGGCAUGACGGCACUGCACAAAGCUGUGAGAGCUCACAACCACGCCGGACUGCUGGCACUUUUGUCCCUCGGAGCGUCUCCGGACUACAAGGACCGCUGUGGCCUGACCCCGCUGUACCACACUGUGCUGACAGGGGGCGAAACGUCCUGCUGCGAGACGCUGCUGUAUUACCGGGCGAAGCUGGGCACCAGGGACGAGAACGGCUGGGAUGAGAGCCAUCAGCACAGGGAUGAAGAGGAAUUUGGAAUGGAAGAAAUCCAUAAGGCUUGCCAGAACGGCUUUGCUCAACACUUGGAGCAUCUGCUGUUUUAUGGAGCGGACACGGCUUCUCAAAACGCCUCAGGGAACACUGCGCUUCACAUUUCAGCGCUCUACAACAAGGAAAGCUGCGUCCGGGUUCUGCUGUACCGGGGGGCCAACAAGGAGGCGAAGAACAAACAUGGCCAGACUCCUUUUCAGGUGGCUGUGAUGUCAGGUCACUUUGAACUCGGAGAGAUUAUUAAAAACCAUAAAGACUCGGAUGUUGUUCCCUUUUUAGAGUCGCCAAAGUUUGUUCCCAGGCGAAAGGAGAGCAUCCACACGCUGCCUCUCCCCUCGCUGCAGUCCCACCCGCUGCUGCGCGCCAACAGCGACAACACCGUGACCGGCUCCGACCCGCUGAUCCUCCCCGCCAAGGCCGCCACCAAUCCGGGGCAGGGCCAGCGCCGGGCCUCCAUCGGGGUCAGGAGCUCCAGCAGCCCCCGGUACCGAACCCGGUCCCCGUCCAGAGGCAGAGGAGGCCAGAGCGACACGGAGGAGCGGCACCGGCAGCCCAGAGGCCGGCAGGGCGCGGCGCCGGGCGGCGCCGGGGGCGGUCAGAUGAAGCGGAUGUACAGCGCGGUGCCGGGCCGGGUUUACGUCGCCGUCCGCUCUCACUCCGCCAGCGGAGACAGAGAACUCUCACUUAACAAAGGCGACAAAGUAAAAGUGCUGAGCGUGGGAGAGGGGGGCUACUGGGAGGGGACAGCCAGAGGACGCACCGGCUGGUUUCCCUCCGACUGCGUGCAGGAAGUGGCGCCGCCCAGCAGAGAGAAAGAGACGCGGAGCGAGAAGGCCAAGAGGAAACUUUUCCGUAACGUCACAGUGGGAGCAUACGACGGUACCGAUGGGCCAAGCGACUACAUCAUUAAGGAGAAGACAGUGCUCCUACAGAAGAAAGACAAUGAAGGCUUCGGCUUUGUGCUCAGAGGAGCCAAAGCUCAGACUCCCAUAGAGGAGUUCACGCCAACGCCAGCCUUCCCGGCGCUGCAGUACCUGGAGUCUGUUGAUGAGGGGGGCGUGGCCUGGAGAGCGGGCCUGAGGAUGGGGGACUUCCUCAUUGAGGUGAACGGCCAGAAUGUGGUGAAGGUGGGUCACCGGCAGGUGGUCAACAUGAUCCGGCAGGGCGGCAACAGCCUGAUGGUGAAGGUGGUGAUGGUCGCUAGGAACCCGGAGCUGGAGGACACGGCUCGGAAGAAAGCAGCCCCGCAGCAGUCGAAACGACUGACCCCUCCUGCCAUCGCCCUGCGCUCAAAGUCGAUGACAUCAGAGCUGGAAGACAUGGUAGAGAAAGCCGCCGCCUCGCCCUGGAAGAAGAAAACAGAGUAUGAACCCUCUCAGGGUCCAGAUAAGAAGAGGACCGUUUAUCAGAUGGCGCUAAAUAAGCUGGAUGAAAUCUUGGCUGCUGCUCAGCACACCAUCACAUCCGACAGCCAAGGUCAGAGAGGUCAUGGGGGCAAGAGGGACCGGAGCAAGAGCAUCGUUCCCAACGUUCCCACUGUUCCCACUGUUCCCAACGAGCAGCCGUAUGAGCAGCCGUCAUCCGUGAAUCUGAUGCAGACUGGGCAAGGAUUUGGCUACAACCAGGCCCAUUUUCAACCAGGACAUGGAUCUCAGCAUGCAGUCAUGAUGCGCCAGAAAUCCAUCGGUGUGACAGAAGAAGAAAGGCAGUACCUCCACCCACCGGCUAUGAAGCUAGCUCGCAGUCUUUCAGUGCCAGGACCAGAAGACAUCCCACCGCCCCCCAACACGUCUGCUCCAGAGCCGCCUUUGUCCGCAGGUCCUUAUACUGGUAGAGGGCCUGCUAUGCCAAUCCCCCCUGUAUCUCAAGCCCACUACCAGCUCCACUCGCAGCCAGCCCAUCCUACCCAGGCUGGCUGGGAGAGGGGAGGACCUGGUGGGCUGAACCAGCAGGUCAUGGUUCCCACCCUCCGCAGGCAGUCCGACGGACUCUGCAUAAGAGAGCCAGACGCGCCUCGGAGAGGCGGCGGCAAGAUGGGAGGGCUUAGGAGAGGAUACAGCAGUGCCACACCACCAACAAGUGCAAAGCCAAAGCCUCAACAGGUGCAACAUCCUGUGCAACUCACCAGCCGGGAGCAAGGUGGAGGAGCCGGAAGGGGAGUAGCGAGGCGUGGAGGUCGUGGAGCUCUGAUCAAGCAGUCAAAGGUGGAAGACGGGCUGAGACAACAUAGGGGCAAAGGAGGUGCCACCAAAGAGAAGAGUUCUAUCCCCAUCCCUACGAUUAUCGUCAAAGCGCCGUCCACCAGCAGUAGUGGCCGAAGCAGCCAGGGUAGCAGUAUAGAAGCAGAUCCGUCUCAGGAUGUGGAGGACCAAACCUCUGGGAACGCAGCUCCAGACAACUCCAGCACAAGCCUACCUUCACCACUGACCCCCACACCGCCUCAGCCGACUACACCCAACUCCUUGCCUUCAUCGAGAGUCGCACCCGCCGUCUCUUCUCAGCAAAACCUGGAAAAAGUGGACUAUACCUCAACAUUUGGCACAGCAUUUAGUGGUGGAGGAACACGCAGGGACAGGGAGCGAUUAAGAGACAUAAGAAGAAAGAGCGCUUCCUUCUUCCAGUCGUCAGAGGAAGACAUUCAAGGAGAGGCAGGUGGUGGAGAAGGAGGAGGGACACUUGAGGCCCAAGUUCAGCCUCUUCAAGGCUCAAAAAUGGAGGUACCCACCCCUCGACUUCGGCCUUCCAAGUCUAUAGAUGAAGGCAUGUUUUCUGGAGACAACUUCAUGAACUAUUCCAGCAGUAUGCCCCCAGCCUUUGGCCUUCCAGAGUACUCCUCACCUGUCCUUGGCCAGGAUGGGCAGCCAAAGUCAGCCCCCUCAGUGUAUGGCAGCCAGCCUGCUACAACUUUUAUCCAUCCACUAACAGGGAAAGUGCUUGACCCCUCAUCCCCACUUGGCCUGGCACUGGCUGCGAGAGAACGAGCUCUGAAAGACGACCGCAGGACGCGCCGAGAUGACAGGCACUUUGGCCGGCAGAUGUCCACAGUUGGGUCCUUCCCUACACCAAUUCAAACCCCAACACCUUCGCUGUUUGCAACCCCGUCACAAUCGGCAUAUACUUCUCCGGUGUCCCUUCACCUCGGAUCCCCCUCCGCCACCGCCUCCCCUGCGUCUUUGAGCCGGCCGCAGUCACCAAGGAUUUUACGUUUAGGCGGUGGAGGAGGUGGAGGUGGGGAGAGGAUGGAGAGAGAAAGAGAUGGAGGGCCUAAAGAGGGUCUUAGGGUUCGUUUCUCUGAGGACAGAAACAGCCAGUUUUCAGGCCAGUACUACCCACAGAGCAGCAGAGAGAGAGAGGAGAUGUACGAAAGCAAACAUGCUCAGGGUGUUCAGCCACCUCCCCCGCCAGCUCAACCUGCCCCCCGUAGACCCUCCUACUUGCAGAUGGAAAACGUUGCCAACACAAGCUAUAUUCCACAAUACACUGUCCCCACAGCUCCAUCACAGACUAACGACGCAAUGGGAGAAGCAAGAGCCGGGGUGGGAGGCCUGGGACUGAUGGUUCUCCCUCCUCCAGCUCCCUCAAUAGACGUAGAUGAGGAGUUUGUUUUUGCAGAUCCUUUGCCCCCUCCGCUACAAUUUGCUAAUGGAAAGAAUGAGAGAGCAAUGGAGUUCUCUCAGCAUCAUCAACGGAAGAGUCAAAACCCUGCUUCUGCUGCCCCACCUCCACCACCCCCUCCUCCGUCUCCUAAACCCUCAAAUGCUCCCCAACAGUCUUCACAAGGUGGCGACUCUGCCGCCUCAAGCCUCACCUCCUACGACAGUGAAGUGGCCAACCUCACACAGUCUGCACUUUCUCCAUCAUAUCCAUCCCCACAAAUAUUUGCACCAUCGUCCACCACCGCUACCACCUCAGCAGCUGCUGCAUCACUACACAGACCCCAGCCCAUGUCACAUGCCCAUCCUUAUUAUGGCAGCACUAAUGACCCGUUGGUUGGGGUUCAGACGCCAGCCCAGGACAGAGGCACAGCGGCCCUUACCACCACCAUGACCUACGCAACAACAACAAUGACAGCAACUGCUGCUGCCACAACCACAACAGCCUCUCCUGCUUCCUCCGACUAUAGCGUGGCCGGGCCCAAAGUAGGCCUUAGCACAGGGAGUAAAGGAACCGAUCCCACUCAUUCCAGUACUAUGAUUCCCAAGAGUGGAGACUGGCAGGACACAGUGGUGGAUUCUGGCAUUGAGGAGCUGGACAGUCACAGCAGUAGUGACCAUCAUCUAGAAAUGCUGGGACUUGGUGCCUUGAGAGGAGAAAAAAUUGGACUUGGAGGUGAUGGACGAGGAGGGGAGGGAGAGAAACUCAACGAACAUCAGGAUCCCUGCACAAUCUACCGGGGAGGGCAACCGUUUGAUGUUCACACCUCCAAAAUGGCAAACCCCGUCUUUCCAAAGAUGAUGCAUUACAAGGAAAUAGAAGGAAGAGGCCCACCUAUAGCGUUACGCAGGCAGAACAGCACCAACCCGGCUCCUUUGCAGUUGCAGAGACAAAGCCACCCUGAAGAUGCCGGUUUGGAGAGAACUCUUGUUGACGACAGAAAGCACAAGCAGAGUCGGGCCAGAAUGGAAGAUGGCUUUAGCUCUGCGCUGGCGGCCUGUCUGGAGAGGCCCAUCGAGCCUCGAUCAGUGGUCUGGGGUGACAUCACUGAACACCAACAAGAAGGAGUCCAGCAUGGGGGUAUGGUGUUGGACGGUCGCAAGCUUCACUCGCCUUUUUCCGGUGUGAAAGCCAGCAUCAUCAACGAGUUGAGUUCCAAGCUGCAACAGAUGAGUAGCAUGAAGAGUAUGGAUGACUGGAGUCACGUUCCUAAGUCCCCCUCCAUGCACAGAUAUUCGGCAGAUUUUACCGAUGCCUUCCACAGCCCACCGACCGGUCGCUCCACCUCGCCGCUACCGACCUCCUCCCCGCAGCAUCGACAGAUCCUGACUCCCAACCUCUCGGCCUCCCCUUCUGUCUCUCCGUCUCCUCAAGUCCCCGUUCAGCGCAACUGGACCCGCUCCCCUUCUCCUCAGAUGCCAACCUCCCCGGUACAUUCCCAUCCUCCCCAUUCCCCAACCUACUGCCCAUACCCAACAUCACCUAAGCACAGAUCUAAGUUGCGCAGGCAGACUUUUGAUUUUCAGUGUAGUCCCUCUAAAGAGAUGCGGUCAUCGGUUUCCAGGCGCCGGGCCCCCAGCCCUCUCAUCUACAACACCGAACAGCAGAACCCAACACCACCCAGACCGUCCUCUCUCCCCAUCCUUCCCUCCACCCCUAUCUACAGUAACCCCUUUGACUUUCCUGGCCCUCUCACACCUCCAUCUCCUGGUCACUCUCUCGGAGAUCCCUACCACGCCUCGACUCCCCCGCUGUUCUCUCCUUCCGGUGUGCCGAGUCCGAACCCUCUACUAGUCUCACGCUCUCUCUCCCCGACUCAUUUCUUCUCGGGAGCCUCCUCCCCUUUGCAUCUACCACCCAGCCCUUCUUGUCUCAACUACCCCAACCUCAGCCCCGCUCCCCCUGCCAGACCCUUUGCCAUCAAACCUCUACCCUACUGGACCAAGUACGACGUUGCCGACUGGUUGACUUACUUAAAUUUGGGUGAACACAGGGAGCGUUUUAUAGACAACGAGAUAGAUGGAUCUCAUCUCCCGUCACUUACUAAGGACGACUUCUUGGACCUGGGAGUGACCCGAGUGGGGCAUCGAAUGAACAUCGAGCGGGCCCUCAAGAAACUAACUGACAGGCGUCUCUCCUCUCCUUUGCAUGUCCCCACAACUCCUCGAGACACAGACUGAGAAAGUGAAGGGAUGAUUCAGAAAAGGGAGAGAGAAUCUUAUUGACAAAGCUGAUCAAUAACAGAAGAUGUGCAAGAGAAGAUCAGUGGACAUCAACAGGCCUAAAGGGGCAAAACCUGGGCUUUGCUUUACUGUGGAUCAAUUUGUGGAGUAUAAAAAGAGUCAGAAUGUCUGAAGUCGAUGGUGAAAAUAUGUUUCUAAACUUUUGAUGGACAGGCUUUUAAUUAACGGACUAUUUUUUGGUGUAAAAGAAUAAACACAUUUGCAGUGUUUUUUUCUUUCGGGCUCAGUGACAGAUGGAUUCUCACACCAUCUGCUGCUCAGAGCUGCAACUCAGAAAACUUAAGUUGGAGUUUAGAGACAAGCAGAAAAAUCACCCAAGGAAAAUGUUAUGUACUGUGACUGAAUCAGAGACGCUAUUAAAAGCGCAUUCUGACGUCUGCUUUGUGCUUUUCAGCAGAUCCCAUGAUGAGUUUUAUUUGUAAAUGAUAGAUAAAAUACACAAAAAUAGUAUUUUAUAUGAAAUAAUAAAUAUAUAUAUAUAUAUAUUACACACACAUAUAUUUGCAGAUUUCCCCCAGAGGUUGCUCCCAAUAAGCUUUGUAUGUUUGUACUUUGCGAGCGCUAAAUAUAUAUUCCAUGUUUAACAGGAUUAGUGAAAGAGCCCAUCUGUUUUGUACUCAGUGCUGAUAGCAAUCAUUCAUAUAAAACUGGUCAGGGUGUUUUUAAAUGUUCAAAUUACACUGUAAAAAAUGAGGAAGAGAUUUAAAAGCUUCAUCAGGUUUCAGUUUUGGAUAAAACUGAGUUUUAUGUUUUGGGGUGAAACUAAAGUUCUGUCCUUCCUCUUUGGUGCCAGGAGGUCGGCCAUUUUGUUUUUUCCCACGUAGGUGAGGUGAUGAAAAAGGGCUUUUUCCUGCUUCUCUAUUUGCCUGAACGUCUCGACCUUAUGCCUCUGUGAGUCUGAUGAUGUGAGUGUGCUUGUUGGUCUCAGAUUCUUCCCCUGACUUUUACCUUUUCCAUAAAAGCAAAUGCUUCUUCUGCUCCUAAAAUGUUGAAUUAGUUAGUUUUUAAUUUUGAACUGCCAAUCCCACAGUUUCACUAUUCCACAAAGCAAAAAUAAUAAUAGUAAUUUUCACAUAUUUUUGCUGUAAUAAAUGGAAAACUACAGUUUGUGUUAUUAAACAUCCGAUCUCGGCUUUAUUCUACAUGGUGGCCGACAGGCGCAAAUGUGCAUCAAACACAUGAAUAAUGCAAAACACACAAAGACCUACAACUAAUAAAACAAAAGCAAAAGAAAAAUCCUGCAACCACAGGAAAUGGAAACAACCGGGUCGGACACGGUAACAAUCGACUCCCCCUGGUGGCCUGGAGGACUUCCAUAUGGCGAGCAAACAACCAGCGUUUUAUACCUGCUGCUGUUUUUCUACUUCCUGUGGUUGCGGUGUGUUUUAUUUGUAUGUUUUGUCGGUUGUAAGUUCUUGCUUCUAUUUUCUGCGAUUGCAGUUUUUCCAAUUCAAAAAUACUUAACUGCUCUCAAAUUUUAUGAUUCUAAAUCCAUGUCCAGAGGCUCCACAGUGGUGCCCAGAACAGAACCAGCCUUCAUCGGGUUGUUGUCCACACAGAAGUUCACUCAGUCACACACUCAUUCAUGGCACUGAUGUUUCUCCAUGUGGCUGGCAAAGAGCAAUCCCAUCCGUUACUUUAAACCGCCCCGUAGGGCUUCGUCGUCUUCCUGUGACCGAUGCCUUACAGGCAUCUUCCUAACGUAGUUUCUGAACAAGGGUUUGUAUUCAGAGCAGAGAAUAACAAAAUUGUGAUCUUGGUGUAUAUAUCAAUGUGUUGCAUGUGUUUUUUUUUCUUUGUUUUGCAUUAUUCAUGUGUUGGCGCCGCUUUUUGCCAUUUGCUGCGCAUUUGCGCCUGUUGGCCGCUGUGAUUUUAAGAUGCCAGGGCAGCCAUUUAACUGUGGGGCAAACAUCACCUAUAGCUUUGUAUGUAAUGACGAUAACGUCAGCAAAGAUGAUAAAAUAUAGUACAAUGAAGAUUAUAAUAUUAGGUAUGUAAACAUUUUUAAGAAUCUCUGUCUUCCAGAUAGUGUGGACAAAUUCUUUGACGUUUUCUGUUUAAUUUCUGGGUUUUCUGUGAAUGCUUUCUGUACUGCAGUGACUCUUAUUGAAGCCCAGAGCAGAACAUGGACUGAGCCGUAGUGUAGAAAGCAUUUCACCUUAUGAACACCAGAGUAUUUUUAGGCCUAGUGAAAUGCAUCAUGACCACAUACAGUAUGAGCAUAAGUAUGCAGAGAUAAAAGGUAUAUGAAUAUAUAUAUAAAUUUUGUUUUGAAUAAAAUACAGUAUAUAAUAUGAUAGAGAUACAACUAAGGUGUUGAAAUAAAAGCUGAAAUAAAGCCCGGCUCUGU